Copidosoma floridanum is the source of this 1289-nucleotide messenger RNA. RefSeq names its product venom acid phosphatase Acph-1-like. Lineage: Eukaryota; Metazoa; Arthropoda; Insecta; Hymenoptera; Encyrtidae. Gene Ontology annotation, biological process: dephosphorylation. The record is from RefSeq and is a predicted model, not a curated record. Gene Ontology annotation, molecular function: phosphatase activity.
UCGCGUGAGUUUGAGUGCACUCCGUGCCAUUAUGAUUGGCGCGACGCGUUACUCGGCCACUUGGCUCUUCUUUUUCUCUUGUCUCGUUGCCACCGGUUUUUCAAAGCCCCAUGACUACCAAGUGGAGCUCGUUCAAGUGAUCUUCAGGCACGGAGACAGAACGGCCACACCCUACGAGUGGUAUCCCAACGAUCCCUACAACGAGACCAUCUACGAACCCUUCGGCAGAGGCCAAUUAACAAGCCGUGGCAAAGCGCGGGCGUACAAUUUGGGCCAAGUGCUGAAAAAGAAGUACGAGAAGCUGCUGGGCGAGGAUUACAGUCCGAACGUGCUUUUUGCGUACAGUACGAACGUGGACCGCACGAAAAUGUCCCUCCAGCUCGUCCUGGCCGGUAUGUACCCGCCAAAGGGGCCCUUCCACUGGAGCGACACCGUCGAAUGGAUGCCCAUACCUGUGUACCACAACUUUGACUCGUUCGACUUUUUGUGGACUGCUUACUACUGUCCCAAGUUCGAGAUAAUUUGGAACAACACUCUUGCCUUGCCCUCGGUACAGAAACAACUGAAGGAGUACUCGAGCUUCAUCAAGUACCUGUCCAAAACCACUGGUCUACCGGACGACCCCCACAUGGGCGCUCGCCUCUUCGAGAUCAUGCACUCUCAGAAAAACUUGGGCUACGAGUACCCCUCCUGGUGCAACGACGAGGUCUACGAGAAGCUCAAAGAGAUAUCCGCCUUCCGGUACGACGUGUACUCGUACACGGACCAGAUGAAAAGAAUUGCCGUCGGACCGACGAUCCGAAGAUUCUUGCGCAACAUCAAGACGAACGACGGCCAGCCGUCGCCCAAGAUCUAUCUGUACGGCGGUCACGACGACAACGUCGCCACCCUCAUGAGGACACACAAGUUCACUUCGCCGAACCCGGCGAGGUCUCCCGACUACUCUAGCGCCUUCAUCAUGGAAAAACUGCGAGGCCGUGAUCUGCAAACUUACAUAAGGCUGCUGUACUACCCGGGAGAAGGUGACGAGUUCCAGGUGAUGCAGCUGAAAAACUGCAAUAAGGAGUGUCCCCUGUCGCGCUACUUGAAAAUCAUGAGGCCCGUUCUUCCGUUCGGCGAGGGCACGCAGUGCCUUUACGAGGAAGCCUACCAGGACGUCAAAAACGUCAUCGACGGGUACGGACCCGGCACACGCAGCAACAUACUCGAGCUCAAGUACGCGUACCAGAUCGGGCAUUGAGUGUACACAUACGAAGCAUUGUUUCAUUUAGUUAAGUCAACGUAAAAAU